UAUUAAAAUUAUCUUAAAAAAGAUUUUACCUCUUUCAGAUAAAUAUUUUAAGGAUAUAACAGUCCGAUAUAUUAACCUGCAUCAGGUUACUGAAAGGUAGCAGAGCAUGGCUGUCGCGGAUACCGACGAGGGGGACACAAGAGAUGUCCCCAUCCUUCCCUCCGAACCAGCUCCCUCUGAGCCUGAGACUGAAUCCCUCCCCGGCCCUCCACAGCAACCCGCCCCUCAGAUUCCUGCUGUGCCCGCCCCUCCUGUUCUAACGGAUGAAGAAGCUCUCGCUGCUUUUCCUGUCGCUAAGCUUACUAAGCUAGAUGAACUCAUCUCAAACCCAAGAUGGGUUAUCCCUGUUCUGCCUGGUGGAGAACUAGAGGUUCUACUUGAUGCUGCAAUAGAUCUCUCUCGACGUGGAAUAGAUACACAAUCAGAACCUUGUCAACGGUUCUACAGAGAGGGGUUGACGACCAGUUUCACCAAGAUAAUGACGGACGAGGCCGUCUCCACCUGGAGGUUUGAUAUCCACGAGUGUAUCAGGAAGAACUCGGAGAAACUUUUAGAACUUAUCUGCACUAAACUUCAGGGAGACUGGUUUCCACUUCUUGAUCUGCUUCCGAUGGUAUUCAAUCCUGGAAACAAAUUCCAUCUUUACAAUUCAAGCAGGGCAAGUGAGACAUGUCCUUCUUCCCAGUCCACAGAUGAUGUUGACGUCUUUGCACAGUCUACAAACCCUAGAACAACUAAAGGUUGGUUGGUUGAUCUGCUCAAUACUUUCGGUAAACAUGGAGGAUUUAAGAAGCUACAUGAUCGGAUUCUUUCCGGGGAAACCUUGACCAUCCCUCUCAUCUUCUCCCUCAUCAGACCAUUUGGGCUCUGCUACGAGUUCCUGACCGUGAGAACCGUCACGACCUAUUUCCUCCCCGUCAUCGACGCUGUCCCUAAGUUCCUGGAGAAUUUAACAGAUGAGGAACUGAAAAAAGAAUCCAAGAACGAGAAUAAGUAUGAUACGAUCAGUGCUGUGGUCAAGAGUUUAAAGCAUCUGUGCAGCCUUGUCCCAGGCAGAGAGGAGAGUGUUCGCAGCCUGGAGAUGUUCAGGUUGAAGAUGCUCCUUAGGCAGCUUCAGAUAUCAAGCUUCAGUGGAAAGAUGUCCGCCCUGAAUGAAGUUAACAAAGUUAUCCAUAGUGUUCAUUAUACCCCAGGCAGAUAUAAUACUCACAACUCUGAAAACGAGGAUUGGUUGACAGCUGACCGAAUGGCUGCCUGGAUCAAGGAGAACAAUCUGAUCAAGAUCGUGCUCAGGGACUCCCUCCACCAGCCCCAAUACGUGGAGAAGCUUGAGAAGAUUAUCAGAUUUAUCAUAAAAGAGAAGGCUCUAACGAUGUCAGAUUUGGAUGAUAUUUGGGCAGCACAGGCUGGGAAACACGAGGCAAUAGUAAAGAAUAUCCACGAACUGUUGGCUAAGCUAGCCUGGGAUUUCUCUCCUGAUCAGCUAGAUCAUCUCUUCGAGUGUUUCCAGGCAAGCUGGAAGGGGGCAGCGAGUAAACAAAGAGAAAAAUUACUUGAACUUAUUCGGAGGCUGGCAGAGGAUGACAAGGACGGAGACAUGGCGGAGAAGGUUUUGAAAUUGUUUUGGAGUUUAGCGCAUUCUACUGACGUAACCACAGAUAUCAUGGAUCAAGCUUUAACUGCUCAUGUCAAGAUCCUGGAUUAUAGUUGUACACAGAACAGGGACGAGCAGAAGAGUAGAUGGUUGGACAAGUGUGUAGAGGAACUGAAAGCAAAUGAACAAUGGGUUCUUCCGGCUCUCAAGCAGAUCAAAGAUAUUUGUACACUCUACCAGGAGCAGCCGCCUACUGGCACACAGCGUACCCCCGGGCCGGUACUCACGUACAGACAUGACGUCAUCAACGGACUUCAACGUACACAUACCCUGGUUAUCCUCAUAGCAGAUAAUCUUACUGAGUACAUGGACCGAAUUCGUUCAAUGGGAGACGCUGCAGCCACUCUAGAUCCUAAUGAGUUUGCACCGGAUGGCAGGUACUGUCACUCUCUGCAAGUAUCCGAGAGGUUGAACUUUCUGCGCUUCUUGUUACGAGACGGUCAACUGUGGCUGUGUGCACCGCAGGCCAAACAGAUUUGGACUUGUCUUGCGGAGAACGCGAUUUUUCCUUCUGACCGAGAACAGUGCUUCAAAUGGUUCAGUAAACUGAUGGGUGAUGAGCCGGACCUGGACCCGGAAAUAAACAAGGACUUCUUCGAAUCCAAUCUUCUCCAGCUAGAUCCUGGACUACUCACAGAGGCAGGGAUGAAGUGCUUGGAGAGAUUUUUCAAAACUGUAAAUAUCAAGUUGGUUGGUUGGUUGUGUAAAUAUAAAGGAAGAUACACCAGGAACUCUCCAAAUCUAGGUCCUAGACUUCAGGCACAGCAGACUGUAAUCCAUGAGGAUUUCAUUGCUCACUGUAUGGAUAUCUUGAAGUCCGCCUACGAUACCAUCACCGUGAUUAAGAAGCAGAAGGAGAAGAAGGAGAUUGAAGAUCUAACUCUGAAAAUUUGCAGAACCAUGAAGGUCCUUCAUGAAUAUAUCAGUGAGUGUGAUUACUACUACCUGGAAGAGCGAACCCUUCUCCCCCUAUACAGAGCAGCACGAGGGAAACAGAUCCUGCUCACCAUACGAUACAAUAAUCCUGGUAGACAGAUAGAGGAUCUAGAGCUGUACAUGCAUGACAAGGAAACCCUGGCUUCUCUUCGGCGAACUGUUUUCUCUAAACUGAAAGCUAAUCCAUGUAGUCUCAAGUUAGAGCUUGCUCUGGGGCAGGACCAGCUUGAAAGCGCAGACGACAGGAAAAUUUUAGAAAAACUGGGUAUUAAAGAUAAAACUAUUAUCACCGCUAAAUUAAGCCAGGUUGGAAGUGGAGCUGGAGCAAGUAGUCCUGAUUCUAGUUCAGAUUCUAGCUCUGGGUCCCCUCAACACAACAUGUACGAUGGACCUAAUGUCGAGGCGGAGGCUUGUCUCCCAGGGGUCAUCCUUAGCUCACAGGGAAAUCAUUCGACCUUCUUCUGUGACCUGUCAGACCUCGGCAGUUGUAUCCCUGACCCUGUACUUCGUGAUUCUGCCCAGGCACUUCUUAAACUUCUUCCACCAGAAGUAGAAGUUAUCAGACGAAUCAAACACAAGUGUGCAGAAGCCCAACAGAAGGAGAAGUGUAACCUUGAAUCAUAUUUCUCGAGUUCUAGUCCAGCUCUAACCCUUUAUCAGUUGGAAGUCUGUCAUGCUCUCCUACUUCCAGCUGGAGGAGAACAGGAUGUUUUGGGUGAUGGGACCUUUAAGGUUCAGCUUGCUCUCAUACUUGGUGGAGCUGUCAAAUGUUUCCUCAAUAUGCUCAUCUCAGACUCGUUAACUGCUGUAGAUCCGGUGAUCAGACUGCAAACCUACCUGGUGCUUCUUAAGAUAAACAAGUUCUUACUCCUGGUGGUCGCACACUCCUUGCUGUACAUGGUGGUGGACGCACAGUCCCCUGAUUCAGGAAUUAAGGUGUCUACUGCAACACACAACCAUGCUGUAAUGUUACAGCAGGGUAUCCAGGCUGCUAUACCGUGUCCUGGAGAAGGCCAUGUAAGACAAGUUGCACUGCGGCUGGGACAAACACUUCUGCAGAAGGGGGCAGGAGAUCUUCCAGGGAUGCCACACGUCAGAUGUGUAUACCGGCUAGCAUGGGCAGCCGCUGCUGGAGAUUUAACUCUUCAGUCAGCCUCCCCUGAGAAGCUGAGAGCUGCAGUGCUUGCUGUGGAGAACCUGUCUCCUGACCUCAUCUGCCUUGCCAGGGAGGCCAUGGAGGUGUUGACACUUACCAUAGCUCUGCAUCCUGAAGCUUUAGAACAAUUGGUGAAGGACAAGGUUGGGCAAGCCUUUGUUCUAGAUCUUGUUCUGCUGUGUAGGGAUCGAAGUAUCAGACAGGCUGCUUCUGAACAAUUCCUUAUGAUGACUACACGGGCUACUGGAGAAACUCAUUACGUCAAGUUCAUGAUAACUCUACUCUUCACUGUAAUCAAUUCUAUAGUAAGUGAGCAUCCAGAGCAGAGCUCAGAGUAUUUCAACCUGAUAUCCAGACUCCUGGCUUACCUGGCAUCCAAUAGGACAACGUUGAACAAUGUACAAGCUCUUCUCUCACAGGAAGUUGAUCUGCUUUCCAAAACGAGGGUUAAGGUGGAGGAGACAGGAGAGCCUGGUAUCUCUAACACCCUCCUGGAGGGACAUCUUGCCAUUACAAGAGAGCUUGUGAUGUUCCUGCCUCCAGAUAAAAAGCAGGAGGUUGGAGCAACCAAGAUUGGUGGUGGUCUGGUAAAGGAACUGGUUGAAGACUGGAUAUUCCCAGCCAGUAAACUCUGGGUUGUGUACAGCCAAACCGGAAAUCUUCCAACGGAUAAAACAGCAGUUUGUCAAACUCCCGCCACAACAAGCGCUGCAUUCGAGCUUUUGGUGGCCCUCUGUUCGGGUUGUUCUGGUAACCUCUCUCUUCUUGCCACAAUGUUGGCAGACAUGUUCUAUAACCGUGUUGAAUGUUUAACAGAAUGGGAUUAUUUACCCCCUGUCGGGCCCCGCCCACAAGGCGGAUUUGUUGGACUUAAAAACGCUGGUGCCACGUGUUACAUGAACUCUGUACUGCAACAGCUGUUUAUGUUGGAGGGAAUUAAACGUGGCAUUCUGGACGCGGAGGGAACUUGCAAGGAUCCAAAUGAGGAUUUCUCCGCCGAAGAUAGGAACGAAGACGACGGUCCAGAGGAGGAAGGAGAUCGGAAUGAUUACAAUGUCACCAUUUUGAAGCAAAUCCAGGCCAUUUUCGGUCAUUUGUCAGAAACUCAACUUCAAUAUUAUAUUCCCAAGGGCUUAUGGAAACAUUUCCGAAUGCUUGGUGAACCGGUGAAUCUGCGCGAGCAGCAAGAUGCUGUGGAAUUCUUUAUGACAUUAAUUGAAACUUUAGACGAAGCUUUAAAACAUGUCGGACAUCCUCAGGUUUGUUCAUCUGUCCUUGGUGGUAUUAUUUCCGACCAGAAGAUUUGUAAGACUUGUCCUCAUCGAUACAGUAGACAGGAACCCUGCUCCGUUAUAUCUGUAGAUGUAAAGAACCAUUCAAAUCUCAUGGACAGCUUAGCCGAGUAUACCAAGGGUGAGCUGUUGGAGACUGAGAAUGCGUACUACUGUGAACAGUGCAAUAAGAAGGUGGAUACUGUUAAACGACUCUGCGUCAAGAAACUGCCUCCAAUCCUUGUUAUCCAGCUAAAACGGUUUGAUUAUGACUUUGAGCGGGAGACUGCGGUGAAAUUUAAUGACUAUUUCGAGUUCCCACGAGAGCUAGACAUGGAACCUUACACAGUUGCUGGAUUAGCUCGGCGAGAAAAUGAAGCUGUAGACUGUGGACCAGAGGAUCUGGAUCCAGGUGUUGUUAGAACAUAUGUUCUACGCGGUAUGGUGGUGCACAGUGGACAGGCUAGUGGUGGACAUUAUUACAGUUAUAUACGGCAAGGUAGCAAGUGGUAUAAGUUUGAUGAUGGUGAUGUCACCGAGGUGUUUAUGCAAGAUGAUGAGGAGCUGAAGAACCAGUGCUGGGGAGGAGAAUAUUUAUCUGAGGUGUUUGAUCACGUGCUAAAGCGAAUGUCUGUACGAAGGCAGAAAAGAUGGUGGAAUGCUUAUAUGCUGUUCUACUGUAGAUCUGAUCUAGAUAAUCCUGUAGAUAUUAUCAAUACAGGGAUACAGGGUAUGCGGUUAACGAAUAAAAUGCCUGGACCUAUUGAGAAAUCUAUUGUUAAACAAAAUGUUCUGUUUCUUCACAAUAGAAACCAGUUUUCUCCAGAAUACUUUAAUUUUAUGAAGAAACUCAUCAGCUGCAAUACAGGGUUUGUAACCCCUGCUAGCGGCGAGCAGCUGAGCAAGGAGCAGGAAGAUAUUUGUUUAACUACGGUUCAGCUGGCUUCAGCUUUUCUCUUCAGUAUUGGGUUCCAUACAAAGAAAUCUAUUCGGGGUAACUCAAUGGAUUGGUAUGAGAUCCUUUCUAUCCAUCUGAGGUACUCUAGAGCAGCGAGGUCCUGGUUUUGCAACAACAUACUGUUCUCCACCCCUGCACGGUUCGCGGAGUACCUCCUAGAGUGUCCCAGCCCGGAGGUUCGUUUAACGUUUUCCAAACUGCUCGUCUUCUGCGCUCAUUUCUCUGCACCAGACGGUCCUGUAGCUACACCAGCCUGCUUAAACCAGAUACAGACAGAGAUUCCUCCUGGAGCUGGAUUAUCGGAGCAUAUUCUUCUGGCGGUCCUAUCUCUGCUCUGGGCGGAGGUGGCGGACUAUGGUCGGCACCUAUCUCAGUAUUUCGGCCUGUUUGUUAUGUACUGUUCUCUGGGAGAACAUGAGAAAUUGCAGUUGCUUAAUCUUAACGUUCCAGCGUUAUUCAUGCAGGUUGCCCUGGAUGAUGGACCUGGACCUCCAAUAAAAUAUCAGUAUCCAGAGCUUGGAAAACUUUAUCAGGUUGUAUCUAACCUUGUCCGUUGCUGUGAUGCAAGUUCAGUUACCCAGUCUGCAGUGGAGGGGGUUGAGCCAGCUCCAAACCCAUACCUGGAGCCCUCUCUCCAGCAUGGAUACUUGGCUCCUAUACAGAUACCGGUUUCGGAACACCUUUUUCAGAGGUCUGCUUACCUGAAAAAGUUGAUAGAAGAUGCUAACAGUAGUGAGGAUACUAAGAAACUUCUCCAGUUCUGCUGCUGGGAAAACCCUCACUUCUCUCACACUGUUCUAUACGAACUACUCUGGCAGAUUGCAUUUGCGUAUACAUACGAACUCAGACCCUUCCUUCAACUCCUUCUUGGCAUGCUCCUGAUGGAGGACUCAUGGCAAACUCACAGGAUUAUGAAGGCCCUCAAGGGGAUCCCUGACGACCACUCCGCCAGGGAUGGACUCUUCGACACUAUCCAGCGGUGUAAGAACCAUUACCAGAAGCGGGCCUAUCAGUGCAUCAAGAUGCUGGUCACCCUGUUCUCUCAGUGCCAGGCCGCAAAGAACAUCCUGCAGGCGAAUGGAGAUUUGAAGAAGAAAUGGACCUGGAGCGUGGAGUGGUUGCACGAGGAGCUAGAACGGGUCGGAACACAACGAGCUCCGUAUAGCAACACUAGCGGUAGUGGGUACUAUUCCAACUGGUCACCGCCGGCGGGUAGUAAUGAGACCGCUAACGGAUACUUCCUCGAGCGAUCACAAUCGGCGCGGCUCACACUGGAGAAGGCCUUCGAGCUGCUGCCGGAUGAGGACGAAGAGGAAGGAGAUGAGGGUGUUGGAGUAGCAGCUGGACCGGCAGGCGAGGAAGACGGCGGCAAGAAAGGACAAAAUUCCGCCGUUCAACGUCCUCCAGACCGAUAAUAAGCGUUUUGUAAACAUAAAUUUUCAUACAAAAACGUGCGUAAAUUAUUAAUAUGAAAACUAUUUCUAUGUUAGUUUUAUACAAAAUAUUUUAUUUUUUUCAUUCUUGAGAAAAGGACAAUAAUCAAAACGUUGAUAUAAGCGGCGUUGCAACCAAAUAUAUUAUUCACAUAAUCUCGUAACAAUUUUAGAUUAUCAUCGGUUUCCGAGAUUUAAUAUGAAAAAAAACUUUGGCCAUCAUUUUUGUCCUUAAGAUAUUGGCGCAGUUUCAUGGUUUUUAAUCAUUAUUUAAAAUUAAAAGUGUGUAGCUUAACCCUAUUCAGGCUGACGUCU
Messenger RNA from Eurytemora carolleeae, 7723 nucleotides. RefSeq names its product probable ubiquitin carboxyl-terminal hydrolase FAF-X (gene faf). Gene Ontology annotation, molecular function: cysteine-type deubiquitinase activity; cysteine-type endopeptidase activity. Bases 107 to 7390 code for a protein of 2427 amino acids. NCBI's taxonomy places the organism in Eukaryota, Metazoa, Arthropoda, Copepoda, Calanoida, Temoridae. Gene Ontology annotation, cellular component: cytosol; nucleus. The transcript has 51 exons. Gene Ontology annotation, biological process: protein deubiquitination; cell migration. The record is from RefSeq and is a predicted model, not a curated record.